AACUCCCCACCUUAAACCCCACACACACCAAAACCCUAAUCCCCUAAUUUCCCCGCCGCCGCCGCCGCCUCCGCCAUGGGCUCCGCCUCCGCCUCCGCCAUGGGCUCCGCCUCCGCCUCCGCCUCGUCGCUCCCGGCCUCCGCCGGCGCCGGCGAGAACCUGGUCCUCAUCCUCGACUUCGGCUCUCAGUACACCCACCUCAUCACCCGCCGCGUCCGCCAGCUGGGGGUCCUCUCUCUGUGCGUCUCCGGCACGGCGCCGCUAGCCUCGCUCGCGGGCCUCCGCCCCCGCGCCGUCGUCCUCUCGGGGGGCCCGCACUCCGUCCACGCCCCGGGCGCGCCCACGUUCCCCGAGGGGUUCCUCGAGUUCGCCGCCGGCGCGGGCGCCCACGUCCUCGGCGUCUGCUACGGGAUGCAGCUCCUCGUGCAGUCCCUCGGCGGCGCCGUCGAGGCCUGCGAGAAGCAGGAGUACGGGAAGAUGGAGGUGGAGGUGACCGCUCGUUCCUCGGCGCUGUACGGGGAGGGGGAGGUCGGGAAGCGCCAGACGGUGUGGAUGAGCCACGGGGAUGAGGUGGUGAGGCUGCCGGAGGGGUUCGAGGUGGUGGCGCGCAGCGUGCAGGGCGCCGUUGCUGCCGUUGAGAACCGUGAGAAGCGGUUUUACGGUCUUCAGUAUCACCCCGAGGUGACGCAUUCACCGCAAGGAAUGGAAACACUGCGGCGCUUCCUUUUUGAUGUUUGUGGGAUAAAAGCCGAUUGGAAGAUGCAAGAUGUGCUGGAUGAAGAAAUUAGGACAAUCCAAAGCAUGGUUGGGCCUGAUGAACAUGUGAUUUGUGCUUUAUCUGGUGGAGUUGAUUCAACUGUUGCUGCCACUCUGGUUCACACUGCAAUAGGGGAUAGGCUUCACUGUGUUUUUGUUGACAAUGGCCUAUUGAGAUACAAUGAGAGGGAACGAGUAAUGUCUACCUUUGAAAGUGACUUGCACCUUCCAGUCACAUGUAUUGAUGCCUCUGAGCAAUUUCUUAGCAACCUAAAGGGUGUGAAAGACCCAGAGAUGAAAAGAAAGAUAAUUGGCAGGGAAUUCAUAGUGGUCUUUGAUGAUUUUGCUCACAAGUUAGAACAGAAGAUAGGAAAAAGACCAGGAUAUUUAGUUCAAGGGACACUGUACCCUGACGUGAUUGAAUCAUGCCCUCCUCCUGGUAGCGGAAGAACCCAUUCUCACACCAUCAAAAGCCAUCACAAUGUUGGUGGUCUUCCAAAAGACAUGAAGUUAAAGCUAAUUGAACCGCUGAAGCUCUUAUUUAAGGAUGAGGUACGGAAGUUGGGGAGUAUUUUGAAUGUUCCAGAGUCAUUCUUGAAGCGACACCCAUUUCCUGGGCCUGGUCUUGCUGUACGUGUCCUAGGCGAUGUUACCGAAGGCAAUGCUUUGGAGGUUCUUCGUCAGGUUGAUGAAAUAUUUGUUCAAGCCAUUAAAGAUGCAGGUCUCUAUGAUAUAAUUUGGCAAGCAUUUGCUGUAUUUUUGCCUGUACAAACAGUUGGAGUUCAGGGUGACCAGAGAACUCACUCUCAUGCAGUUGCUUUGAGGGCAAUUACUAGUGAGGAUGGCAUGACUGCAGAUUGGUAUUAUUUUGAGCGGGAAUUCCUGGUAGAUGUGGUCAACAAGAUCUGCAACAAUGUGAGAGGUGUUAACCGUGUUGUCCAGGACAUCACGCAAAAGCCACCUGCGACAGUGGAGUGGGAAUAGGAACUCCACGUUCUGAAUUCUGAUGCCGUGAAGUGGCCUUCUUUUAUGCUGCAAUGGUGGAGUGGGAACAACAACUUGUUCCCAGUUUGAUACAUAGAACUGUUUACUAGAUUAUUGUUUACGUUAGACAAAUCCCUUUUGUCAACAUGUCAUAGUAAAGCUUUAAACGGCACUUAUAACUAUGCUUUCUAUUC
Oryza brachyantha (malo sina) is the source of this 1934-nucleotide messenger RNA. RefSeq names its product GMP synthase [glutamine-hydrolyzing]. Gene Ontology annotation, biological process: GMP biosynthetic process. Gene Ontology annotation, molecular function: GMP synthase activity; ATP binding; GMP synthase (glutamine-hydrolyzing) activity. The transcript has 6 exons. The coding region runs from base 76 to 1740 and encodes 554 amino acids. Lineage: Eukaryota; Viridiplantae; Streptophyta; Magnoliopsida; Poales; Poaceae. Gene Ontology annotation, cellular component: cytosol. The record is from RefSeq and is a predicted model, not a curated record.